UAUCGUCACGAAUGUCUGACCACCACCCCCCCUCUCCACGAGGUGCUUGACGUCAUUCAUGGACGGCCCCCCUAGGGCACAGCAGAUGAAGUGGAGGAGAAUUAAUGCUCAUCACAACAACUGUCAACAACUGCAGUUCGUGGCCUAAACGUGUGCACAGAUGGCAGCAGCUGCAGCACCAUUGGGUGGAGUUCAAACGCACAGCCUGGACCCCCGCCUUGAAGACUGUCCUCGUGAGACGGUAUCCAGAGCCACUGUGGUGGGAAUGUGGGAUGAAUCAUCAACGGUAAAAGGCCUCAAGCUGAGAAUCCACAACCAACAAUUCACCUUCAAAGCAGGCCAGUGGGUGGACUUCUAUGCCCCUGGCAUAGCUGAGAUGACAGGGUUUUCCUUCUGCUCAAAUCCUGAGCAAAUGGAGAGUGAAAGCAUCUUCGAGUUGGCAGUCAAGGAUAGCGUGGAUAAUCCAGCACAUUGGGUGCACACACAGUGCAAAGUUGGGGUGGAAGUGACAGUCCGAGUUGGUGGAGAUUUCUAUUUUGAUCCCCGGCCGUCCGACCCUCCUGUCAAUCUGCUGCUGGUGGCAGGAGGUGUGGGGAUAAACCCAUUACGCUCCAUUCUGAUGCACUGUGUGCACCUCAUGCGGCAGCGGGUCCUCACUCAAGCUGGAUACCAGCUGGGGAAGAUCCAUCUGAUCUUCACUGCAAGGACGAUCAGCGAGCUGAUAUUCAAGGACUGGCUGCUGUCCUUGGUGCAAGAGUUCCCAGGGAAAAUGUCCCUCCGGUUCCACAUCACGCGGUGCAAAUCCCCAGUAACGGAGGACCUGAAGCCCUAUACUACAGUGGGGAGGAUCACUGGACAAGACCUGCUGCAGGCAUCGCAAGGCAGCCCCCACUGCUUUGUCUGCGGCCCCUCAUCCAUGUACGACUUUGUGACGGAUGCACUGGGAGGUGCAGGGAUUCCUAAGGAUAAAAUCUUUUAUGAAAAGUGGCAGUAAGUUGGAGGCACCCAAAGAGCUGCUUGAAAAAAUACGUACAAAAUUAAUUCCACGCCUUUGUUUAUAAUCUUUUCAUCUACAGCACUUUAAUGGCUUCGUAAGGUCGUUAAUGUUGUAAGAUGUGUUACUCCUGCUUAUAAGAUGAGAGAUCAAUCAGAAUUAGUGUCUCUUUUGUAAAUGCAAAGCAUCUUGCCAGUAAAUGUUUACGUGAUUCACUGUUUUCUUGAUUUAAUUGCCACUGUUUCAUUACAUAUUGAUGAUCAACAACAUUAUUGUUCUGGUAAAUAUUGACAGCUCAUUUGUAAAUACAUUACCUACCAGCAAUGGAUUGCUCAUGGCUGUUGAUCAGUUAUAUGAAAUGUUAUUUUGACCUUGUGAGUUCUAGGGUAUGCAUAUUGCAAUGCUAAUCAUUGGAGUGGAACCGUGGCUCUUGAGUAUACUGUGCUGUGAACCCGGCGACUUGAGUCAGAUUUGCUGAUUAAAUGAACUACAGGAAA
Messenger RNA from Petromyzon marinus (sea lamprey), 1491 nucleotides. RefSeq names its product oxidoreductase NAD binding domain containing 1 (gene OXNAD1). The record is from RefSeq and is a predicted model, not a curated record. Gene Ontology annotation, cellular component: mitochondrion. Gene Ontology annotation, molecular function: oxidoreductase activity. Lineage: Eukaryota; Metazoa; Chordata; Hyperoartia; Petromyzontiformes; Petromyzontidae.